AUGGCAGCUAGAGUACUAAAAUCAACCCAAUCAUGCCACUUUUCUUCACCUUCAAGCUCCUGCGUAGGCACCAAUGAUGGUGGUAACAGAGCCAACCCACAUUCUCUUUUUAACAUUCCUCGUGAGCAAGAAGAAGAAGAAGAGAGGGAAAGAUUUGAGCUUUCGUCUUCUUUAGAGAUUCUUGCUUCUGCUAUCAGAAGGUCUGUGAUUGGUGGCUGCGUUGGCGAAGAAGAAGAAGAGAAUCUUUCUUCAAUGGAGAUUGGUGUCCCUACUGAUGUUAGACACGUGGCUCAUGUCACCUUUGAUCGUUUCCAUGGCUUCCUUGGCUUGCCUGUUGAGUUUGAACCUGAUGUCCCUAGACGUGCUCCUAGUGCUAGUGCAACGGUGUUUGGUGUCUCUACUGAGUCAAUGCAGCUGUCUUAUGAUACUAGAGGGAACGUUGUGCCUACUAUACUCUUGAUGAUGCAGAGUCACUUGUACAUUAGAGGCGGCUUGCAGGUAGAAGGAAUCUUCAGGAUUAAUGGUGAGAAUGGUCAAGAGGAGUACAUAAGAGAAGAGUUGAAUAAAGGUGUUGUUCCAGAUAACAUUGAUGUACAUUGCUUAGCAAGUCUCAUUAAGGCUUGGUUUAGGGAGCUUCCCACUGGUGUGUUGGACUCACUCUCACCAGAGAAAGUGAUGGAAUCCGAAAGUGAAGAAGAGUGUGUGGAGCUUGUGAGGCUUCUUCUUUCAACAGAAGCUUCUUUGUUAGAUUGGUCAAUUAAUUUGAUGGCUGAUGUUGUGGAGAUGGAACAUGUUAACAAGAUGAAUGCUAGAAACAUAGCUAUGGUUUUUGCACCUAACAUGACUCAGAUGUUGGAUCCUUUGACGGCUCUAAUGUAUGCUGUGCAAGUCAUGAAUUUUCUCAAGACACUUAUUGUAAAGACGCUUAAGGACCGAAAAGAGUCUCGAGAUAGGUUGGUUCCAAGUUCGAAUCCUGGUCCUAGGGACGAGAAUGGUGAUGAGAGUAGCAGACAGUUGUUGCAUCUCAUGGAAGCUAACAAGGAGGAAGCUGUAGAUAACUUUGAAGUUGAAAUGAAAGACAAAGAAGAAGCAGAACAAAAUGCAGAACCUCGAGAAAUUCUUGGAGUAAAGUCGUCUUUGAUUAACAAUGGAGGGUUUGGUCAGAAGCAGAGAGGAUGGGAGGAGAAGAAUAAGAGGAAGAUGAAGAGGACAAUGUCGAAUGCUAGUAGUAUUGUUGGACGUGUGAAUUAUAGAGUUGAGCUUUUUGAAGCUUGGCGAUGAAUAAUAGAUUUCAUUCGUUCAUGUUUUUGAUUGAUCCAACUUUUGGAUUUUUCUUGAUUUUGGGUUUUGUGGGAUGUUUUAGUUUUGAUAAUGGUUGCUUGUGUAUCAAGAAAUGCUGCAUUUCUGCAUAUAAUGUCAAAGAUAAGUUUCUUUCUUUGCUUCUCUUCCUUAGUG
Eruca vesicaria subsp. sativa (arugula) is the source of this 1455-nucleotide messenger RNA. Lineage: Eukaryota; Viridiplantae; Streptophyta; Magnoliopsida; Brassicales; Brassicaceae. The record is from the annotation of a GenBank genome assembly.